GGGCACAGGCAGCGGGGGACAGGAAGGGGAGCAUCCCCCCCGUGCACAGGCAGCGGGGGCAGGAAGGGGAGCAGCCCCUCCCCGGGCACAGGCAGCGGGGGGCAGGAAGGGGAGCAGCCCCCCCGUGCACAGGCAGCGGGGGGGCUCUGCGCUCGGCGAUGCACGUGGUUCCCAUUCCCGGGUGCGACAGGGGUGGGGGGCUGGCUCCGAUCCUGCGCUAAUCGCGGCCCCCGCCCUGCCGGUGCCCCUCACUCCCGACCCGCAGACCCUCCAUCCCAGGUCUCUCACCUGCCCUUUCUUGCACCCCUUAGCUCCCACGCCGAAAGCCCCCCACCAGCAUGCCGGCCGCCCACCCCCCAGUGAGGAGAUGAAUUGGCGCCAUGCGCCCCCCGACGCCCCACCCCCACCCGGAGCCUCCGUGCAGGUCCCCCUCUUUCUGCUGCUGGUCCUGGUCCCCCCGGGCGGUGGCUGCGUCUUCAUCUUCGACCCGCUGAGCACAACGUUCUCCAGGGACAUCGAUGACCUGACCCAGCAUCUGCUCCAUGAUUAUUCUGUCUCGAUUCCAUUGAACCUGGAACCGGAUGGCUGGUGCGCGGAGCUGUGGAGGGUCCAUUUCCUGGCGGUGGAGCUGAGGCACAUGAGGGGGGUCGCGGGCACGGCCCUGCAGCCCCUCGUGGCAAAGGUGGUCCAGCAGGUCCGGUUCGUCGAGGAGUGCGGCAUCACCGACCCCACGGGCUGCGUGGGGCAGGAACGCAGGAACGUGUCGUGGAUGCUGCGCGCCCUGAACGGCCACAUGGCAGCGCUGAAGAGCAAAAUGGCAGGGCAGGACUCGGUCGACUUCAGCAACUGCACCCCCAUCCGCUGCCAGCCAGAAGCCCUGGCACUGCCACCUGCGCCAGUCGGGCUCCCGCAGCCCGGCUUCUCCAGCCGGAAGCAGCCGGGGACCCAGGCAUCCGGGGCCGGCUCCUUGCACAAGAACCACCUGCCGGUGCUGCUCCUCCUGGUGCCCAUCCUGGGGUCUCUGGCCUUCGUCAGCCUGUGGCAGUAUCAGAGGCAGCUCCGUGGCCAGCUGCUUCUUCCCUCUCUCCCCACAGGGGACCCAGGAGUCCGAGCAGUUGGACACCUGAACGAGUGGGGUGCAGGAGCUGAUAGGAGAGAGAUGGCUCAGGACCCCCAGAGCCACGGUUGGUCCCCCUGCUACGGAUUCUGGGAUGUGGGCGGCCAGCACCGGAGCCAGCUGGGGCCACCAGAGCCAGACUCUGCUUCCUACACCCCACUCCUGCGAGCCAAGCGGAGGGUGGAAUCAGCCACGCCUCCCGGCGGACUGCAAGGCUGAGACCUGCGGCCAGCCCCCCAUGGGCCCUGGUGCCAUCCCCCGCCCCCAGGAGGCGCUGUGUAGCGCCGGCUCGCACCCGGCCCCACGGCUCCCGCUGUCUGGACUUCAUUUCUGCAGCGCUGGGGAAGCCGGAGAUGGAUUUUUCUUCUAUGCUAAGCCAUGUUUCGGAGACCUGCCUCCGGGGCUGGGGAUCUUUUGGGGGGCCUGGGGUCUGCAGGGACAGAUGGCCCAGCAGGAAGAGGCAAAAGACCUCCCCCCCCCCGCAACCCCCAACAGGCCCCGAACUGUCAUUGGAAACUAAUGGAUUUUCCUUCGUGCCAAGACGCGGUCCGUCUGGGGUGGAGCGCGGAGGACUGGUUAUAUGAGGACCCUUCGCCUGGGUGGGACCCAGAUGCCUGAGUUCCCACCCCAAUGCUGGGCGAGGAACACUGUGGCCCAGUGGCAAUUAUUCAUAAUAUUUUAUAU
Messenger RNA from Dermochelys coriacea (leatherback sea turtle), 1801 nucleotides. RefSeq names its product fms related receptor tyrosine kinase 3 ligand (gene FLT3LG). The coding region runs from base 368 to 1336 and encodes 322 amino acids. The record is from RefSeq and is a predicted model, not a curated record. Gene Ontology annotation, molecular function: cytokine activity; receptor tyrosine kinase binding. Gene Ontology annotation, biological process: positive regulation of cell population proliferation. The transcript has 8 exons. Gene Ontology annotation, cellular component: cell surface; membrane. NCBI's taxonomy places the organism in Eukaryota, Metazoa, Chordata, Testudines, Dermochelyidae.